CCUCCUCCGCCUGCUCUUUCCAGGUCAACCAAUCACCUGUUGGGCGCGCGCCGCUCUGUCAGAUUUCCCUCAGAGUGGAUUUAAUUGAGUCAAGUGAAGAUAAAGAAACCGGCAGGAAAUAUCAACACCUCGCGGUAGAAAUAAAACGGAAAACGGUCGGGCGAGCUCGAGGUGAACUUAACGCGGCUGUGACGUCGGGGACUUCAAAGGGAAAGCGCUCUAAAAAGUUCGCUUUGCCGCGUCGCUUCUCUUUCGUGUCGCCCGGGGGGGGGGGGGGGCGUUACAAUGUUUUGAACUGGAGGACCCAGAGACCCGCCACGUUCCCCAGAUAUGCCCCAACAUAACAUGGAGAGCACCAGGAGCCCGUGGCAGCAGGGCCUUCGGCCGCCGUGGAUGACCCGAGUGGCCGGAGGUCAGAGCCCCGCCUCCUCGGGGGCGGAGUCGGACACGGAGAGCAGCAGCACGGAGAGUGAGAGGUCCUGCAUUAAAAAGCUGGAGGGGGGCUCACUGCGGUACCUGCCAUCGCCCUCAAUACUCCAACGCCGAAUCACUGAGAUUGACCAACAGAAGGAGGAACUAAAGAUUGAACUGCAGCUGGAGAUCGCGCUGCUGCAGGGAGAGCUGCAGACGGAGCAGAGCCAGCUGCGCAGACACACGCAGAAGCUGCACGCUCUACAGCAGGAGGCCAGACAGAAGGAGAGCCACAGACCCACGGACAGACACAAGGAGCGUGAGAGACUGGAGGAGGAAAGACGGAGGCUCGAGGGGCUGAAGGGGAGGUAUGACGAGAAGGAGAAACUGAUCUCCAGUCAGCCAGAAGGCCAGAGAGAGCAGCUAACGCUGCAGCUGCAGCAGGAAAGGGAGGCGAUGGAAGCGGCAAUGCGAGCCUUUGAAGACUGGGAGUUUCGAGUUCUGGAACAAGAGAGCGCCCUCGAUGAGGAGGACGCGAGCGCGGCGGACAAAAACAAGGAGGGGGGGGAGAGCGGCGCGGACGUGGCGAAGGAAAUGUUACGUCAGCAGCACGCGAUCAACACCGCGCAGGAGCGAGUGCUGCAGUUCCAGAGUCAGCUGAAGGAGAUGGAGAGGGAGAAGGAGAGGGACCUGAACGCCUUGAGGAAGGAGAGGAGAGAUCUCGUCCACACCAACCAAACAGUUCUCAAAGAGAAGAAGCCGCUCGCUGAUUGGUCCAACAUCACCGGCUCGGCCCCCUGCAUGAUGUCACUUUCCCCUUUGACUGUUCACAAGCCUCCUCAGGAACCGUGCAGAGCAUCGGGCAGUUUGCCAAGAAGACGGAGCUCGCAUCGCAGCAGCAAAGCCAGCGACAGGCCGGUGUCAGCGCAUGGGUCGGCGAGGACGCUCCCAGACACCCAGAGCCCAGAGGCCUUCUCCUCCCCCCCCAUCGCCACCCACAGGCUCAGCAACGGCCACGGCGUCGCCCACAGACACGUGAACGGCUUCCUGACUCCGUGCAACAGCACGACGAGCUCCCGCGCCGCCAGCCCGUCUCUGUUGGAUCUCGUGGAGAUCGAGAAGAAGCUGAGGGAAGCCAAGGCAGAGAGAGAGCGGCUGCUCAGAGAGAGGGAAGAGCAGCGCUGGUUGCUGUUGGAGGAGAGAAAGCAGAAAGAGCAAAACUCAACCAUCAUCAAACCAGAGGAGCAGGUGACCCAUCAACGGCUUGAGCUGGAUCCAGAGCCAAAGGAGCAACCGAAGGCCAGUUCUCCACCGAACUCCCCAGCGAAAGCCCUGCAGCCGCACGGCCUGCCGCUCUUCCUCUCCCCCAACUUUGACCUCCGCGCCCACGUGGUGUCUCUGGGUCACGGGGUGUCCGGCUGCGUGGACCUGCGGCUGACGCCCCGGCGCUGCGCCGGCUUUCUGACCAAGCGAGGGGGUCGGGUCAAGACCUGGAAAAAGAGAUGGUUCCUGUUUGACAUGGACCACAAACGACUGGCCUACUACACAGAUUGCGACGAGAGGAAGCUGAAGGGAGUCAUCUACUUCCAGGCCAUAGAAGAGGUUUACCUCGACCACCUACGAACGGCCACUUCUUCCCCGCGGCCCAGUCUGACGUUCUGCGUGAAGACAUACGACCGUCUUUUCUUUCUGGUGGCCACCAAUCCAGUGGCCAUGCGGAUCUGGAUGGACGUCGUUGUCACGGCAACAGACGAGCACAGCCGCUACUGACCUCUUGCAAGAGUCACUUAAAUGGAACAAAAACGAAGCCACUGAGCGGAAAGUACCAGUGAGCCCUUUAACCGGGUUCCAGGGGCCGGGUUGAGCCGAGGUUUGGAGGGGAUUCUGCAACCCGGACUGAUGAAUCCUGGGAAAUGUGUGAGGCGCCGUGGUUCGAGAUGCCGGACAGAGGGGGAACGGGGGCUUGAUGCCUGAGUGGCCGAGUAGCUGCACACUGGGAGUCUGUUACUGGGAGGUUUCGCCCUUUGAGCCCCAUAGCUCUCGCUGCUGGUCACAGGGCUGGUGUAGCAUGACACGCUGCAACAGGGGGGUGGACACAAUAAUCGCAACUUUGUGAUAUAAUGCAAUUGGAAAUAGAACCACCCUGCAAUUCAAAUGCAAUACUCGACUACCACAGAGGUCUGGCAUUGUUCUGUGACUGUUUGUGCUUCUUUUGGUACUUUGUGUUGGAUUGUUUUUAUAUUGUCGGGUGUUUCCACUGAUAUGUGUAUCUGUGUUUUCAUAAAUUACAUUUUUACUAUUAAGUUAUUAUAUAGAAGUUUAUAUGGGUUUGAUAUGCAAAUAAAUGAAGACAUACACCAUUAUGAAUGCACUACUAAAUCUUUAUUCAUAAAAAGGUUUGCUUUCAAUGUAAAUAUUUAGAUGUUAUAGAGAUCAAAUAGGAAAAGAUUUUUCUUUCAUGCAUUCUUGCUGGAUUCAUAUUUCUCACCAUUGCAAUCUCUGCGUUUUCAUACUUUCUAUUCUUCCCAUUUUCUUCCUGUAGUGCUUCUUGAUAACAUUUCAACAUUUACUAGUUAUUGGUUCAGUGUCAAGUGCCCUGUUUUUAUCCAAUGGUGUUUUAACCAAAUAUGUUAUUGCACAUUCUUCUGAGAAAUUAGGGAUGGAGGAACAUUUAUGGUUUUUAGUUUAAAAAUAAUGUUUCUUAUUCAAAAAUAUGAAUGCUCGAUCCAACACACUUCUUUUGUUCUUAUUUGAGGUUUCGUAAAACUACCAACUGUUUCCUCGAUGUCUGCAGGCUGCAGUAAGUCUGUGGAAAGUUUUAAUUUUUUUGUUCAAGCACUUUCUACCUAACUGAAAAGUUUGCACUUUGCUUGAUUUCAAACACAUUCAUUUAAUUAUAAAAAUCCACAAGGUUCAUGUGGCAUUUUUCAUAAUAUUUAUCUCCCUGUGUGUUGACUUACGUCACAGCUCAUGUUUCAUGGCUCAGUCACAUAAACAUCUUGGAACUCUGGGCAGUGUUUUAUGCACUAAAACAUUUUCUUACAUUUCUCCGGGGGACGCCACGUCCUGGUGAAAACAGACAAAUCCACCGUGGUGGCGUGCGUAAAGCGCCAAGGCGCCACUCGCUCACUGCGGUUACACAGGUAAGAGAACAGGGUUUGACUCUAAUCAAGAGUAGCUCUUGACGGAGGCCAGGCCUGCCUGAACGGGUCAUUGACACCAUUCAGAGUGCAAGAGCUGCCUCCACUCGCUUUCUUUACAGUGGUAAAUUGCGGGUUUUUAAGGAAUGGUUCCUUUCCAGUGUUCAGUAGUUCACCUACUGUGUUUCCUACAAGAUCUAGUAGACGGGGGCAAAGCUUUUUCCACUAUUAAAGUGUAUUUGGCGGCUAUCUCAGCCUGUCAUUUAGGCUUUGGAGCGAAGCCGGUGGGGCUUUU
Molecule: messenger RNA, 3846 nt
Organism: Pungitius pungitius (ninespine stickleback)
Lineage: Eukaryota; Metazoa; Chordata; Actinopteri; Perciformes; Gasterosteidae
Gene: phldb3
Product: pleckstrin homology-like domain, family B, member 3
Exons: 15
Coding region: 331-2181 (616 amino acids)
Source: RefSeq, a predicted model, not a curated record